Molecule: messenger RNA, 1068 nt
Organism: Fusarium venenatum
Lineage: Eukaryota; Fungi; Ascomycota; Sordariomycetes; Hypocreales; Nectriaceae
Product: chaperonin 10-like protein
Biological process (GO): alcohol metabolic process
Molecular function (GO): alcohol dehydrogenase (NADP+) activity; zinc ion binding
Source: RefSeq, a predicted model, not a curated record
AUGGCUACACGACAGAAAUUCGAAGGUUGGGUCGCUGAAAAGUCCACAAAAGAGCAGGACUUGAUAUGGAAGGAAUACGAGAUGAAGCCUUUUGAAGAAGCGGAUAUUGAGAUUCGUAUCACUCAUUGUGGUGUUUGCGGAACUGACGACCACACCUCCAAGAACGGAUGGGGAACUACUUCAUAUCCCAUCGUUGUUGGACAUGAGAUUGUCGGUGUAGCAACCCGUGUCGGUUCCAAAGCCGAAGGUAACAUCAAAGAAGGCGACAUAGUCGGUGUAGGCGCUCAAAGUGAUGCCUGUUUCCAACGCGACGGCCCAUGCGAAGAGUGCGCCAAUGGCCUUUACAAUUACUGUCCCAAGAAUACCGCUACGUACGGCGGCGUCCACAGGUGUGGAACUGCAUCGACAGGUGGUUACGCACGAUAUCAUCGCUGUCCAUCCAGAUUCGUCGUCAAGAUCCCUCAGGGUUUAGCUCCUCAACAUGCAGCUCCGAUGCUAUGUGCUGGAGCGACUAUGUAUGCACCCUUGAAGUACUUCGGAGCAACAGGCCGGAAGGUUGCUAUUAUUGGCAUCGGUGGAUUGGGGCAUUUUGGAAUCAUGUUUGCCAAAGCUCUGGAUGCUGCCGAAGUUGUGGCGAUAUCAAGAAGUUCCGAUAAGAAGGGUGAUACUUUGGCUCUUAGGGCCGAUGAGCACAUUGCUACGAGCGAAGAAGGCUGGGCUGAGAAAAAUAAGAGGAGGUUUGACCUUAUCAUCAGCACAGCCGAUGGAAUUAACAUGCCAUGGAACGAAUACUUGGGUCUUCUCAGAGUAGAUGGCACAAUGGUUCAAGUUGGCGCACCCGAGAAACCAAUUCCGAUAAACAUCUUCUCGCUACUACCAAUCCGUGGCAGAUUUACUUCUACACAAACUGCGAGUCCCUAUGAGAUGCGGGAUAUGCUUCAAUUGGCAGCUGAUAAGAAUCUUAAGCCAUGGGUUGAGGAACGUCCAAUGAGAGAGGCUAAUGAGGCAUUGAAGGAUCUUCAAGCAGGAAAGCCCAGGUUUCGAUAUGUUCUUGUUAACGAGGACUGA